This is a messenger RNA of Salvelinus fontinalis (brook trout), 14177 nucleotides long. RefSeq names its product insulin receptor-like. Gene Ontology annotation, molecular function: phosphatidylinositol 3-kinase binding; insulin receptor activity; insulin receptor substrate binding. The record is from RefSeq and is a predicted model, not a curated record. Gene Ontology annotation, biological process: cell surface receptor protein tyrosine kinase signaling pathway; multicellular organism development; positive regulation of MAPK cascade. Lineage: Eukaryota; Metazoa; Chordata; Actinopteri; Salmoniformes; Salmonidae. The transcript has 21 exons. Gene Ontology annotation, cellular component: membrane; insulin receptor complex; axon. The coding region runs from base 1110 to 5222 and encodes 1370 amino acids.
UGACUGGCAGUACUUGUUUACUGGUGGAUAGACACAGAAAGAGACGAAAAGGGGGGAAUCUGAGAGAGGUACCGUUUACGGGGAUCGAAGUUUUUCCACUCUUCGAAGCAAUGUGCUGGUAGCGGCGGCUAUUAUUUGUUUAAUGGCAAAAAGUAACGUUCGCUGUAUCACGUUUAUUGUUUAUGGGUGUUUUCAUUUUGUCGUGGCGUGACUGUAGCGACUGAAGCAGUUCAGAGGAAGGUCGUUGAAACAGCUAUCCACGUUUUUUGCCCUGCAUGAAUCCAAAGGAGUUCCUGGGAUGUGUUCAUGUUUUUCUUCGUACGUCUUAAAAGGUGUUCUUGCUGUGAUACUGCGAAGAAGUGGAAUACUUGGAGGUGUAUGAACCACUCAAUCAGCGACCUGUGGAUUACAGCAAGCUAGCCAACUCUAUCCAAUUACUAUAGCUAGCUAAUGUUAGCUAGCUAGGUUAUUGGGUUAAUAGAAAUUCGGCUAAAUAACUGGGGUUUUGGAAAGAAGAGGACACAUAUUUCGACAUUACUAAGCAUUUAUUUUUUAAAUAAUUGCUUUUUUAUGUGAAAAUACGUUCUCUGAGUGUUUUACCAGAAGCACGAUCGCCCAUUGCUAAUUCCAUGUAUUUUCAACAUUGGAACCUCGUUUAUCGUGGAAUGAGCCCGUAGCUAGUAUCCCGACUGGUACCUCUUUACUAGUCUAGCUAGCAGUGUGGGAUUUAUUUUUCUCGAAUCGGAAGACUUUUAUAGAACAGAUGAAAGUGACCUAUCUGUUAUAAUUGUGGAAAAUGAAGCUUUUUAUUCGCAAAUGUGUCGCCAGAAUCCAAGAUCACGUUAUUUAGUGGUCAUUUGUUUCAGGGAUAAUCCAAAAUCACCAAAAUUAGCUGAGAAGAUAUCAAGAUAACGUUACAACCACAUUGGACCCCCCCGGCCCCUUUUUAGGGGGGCUAACUGGACUAAUUCUCGUCUCUCUUUUUGAAUAUUUGUUUGUGUUUAUCAUUUCAUAGAAACACAUUUUUUUAAACAAACUUUGGAUAUAUGCAAAACAACCCCCACAUUUUUUGGAUGCACUAAAAAUAAGAGAACACAAUCGAAGUCACAAUGCGGCUUGGUACCUCAGCGGCUGGUUUGGUUACUUUUAUCUACAUGGUAUGUCAUGGUGGGCUAACACAUGGAGAAAUCUGUCAGAGUAAGGACAUCCGUAACAACAUGACCAACCUGCAGUUGUUAGAGAACUGCACAGUGAUCGAGGGCCACUUGAAGAUCCUCCUCAUGUUCAAGACUGAGGACUUCAGGGGCCUCAGCUACCCCAAGCUGACCGUGGUCACCGACUACCUCCUCCUGUUCAGGGUGUACGGUCUGGAGUCCCUCAGCGACCUGUUCCCCAACCUGACGGUGAUCCGAGGCAACAACCUCUUCUUCAACUAUGCCCUGGUUCUGUUUGAGAUGGUGCACCUGAAGGAGCUGGGGCUCCACAGCCUCAUGAACAUCACUAGAGGAGCCGUGAGGUUGGAGAAGAACCCGGACCUCUGCUACCUCUCUACCCUGGACUGGUCCAAGAUUCUGGACACGGUGGAGGACAACUACAUCGUGUCCAAUAAGAACAGCCAGGAGUGUGGGGACGUGUGUCCGGGCACGGCCCAGGGGAAGACAACCUGCCCACAGACCACCAUCAACGGACAAUUUGGAGAGCGCUGCUGGACUCAGAACCACUGCCAGAGAAUGUGUCCCUCCACCUGUAAACAUCGGGCCUGUACCCAACAUGGCCACUGCUGCCACGACCAGUGCCUGGGAGGCUGCUCGGAGGCAGGCAACGCCAGCCGCUGUGUGGCAUGCCAGAACCUCCAGCACCAGGACACCUGUGUGGACCGCUGUCCCCAGGGAUACUACACCUUCAAGGGCUGGCGCUGCGUCUCUCUCUCCUUCUGUCAGGACCUCCACAACCAGUGCAAGAACGGGAAGGGCAACGACUGCCACGAAUACGUCAUCCACAACGGAGCCUGCAUUCCAGAAUGCCCCUCAGGAUAUACCACCAUCAACUCUACUAGGUUGAACUGUACUCCGUGCGCCGGCCUAUGUCCUAAGAUGUGUUCGGGGGUGAAGGUCGUAGACUCUGUGACAGCAGCCCAGGCUCUUAGAGGAUGCACUGUGCUCAACGGGAGCCUGGUUAUCAAGAUCCGUGGAGGAAAUAACAUAGCCGCAGAGCUGGAGGCUAACCUGGGUCAACUGGAGGAGAUAACAGGCAACCUGACCAUCAAGAGAGCCUACGCCCUCGUCUCUCUCUCCUUCCUCCGCAAGCUACGCAUCAUCCGGGGAGAGACGCCGACCCAAGAUGGGAACUACUCGUUCUACGCUCUGGACAACCAGAACUUGCGUCAGCUGUGGGACUGGAACAAACACAACCUGACCAUCCUCCAGGGACGCAUGUUCUUCCUUCACAACUCCAAGCUGUGCAUGUCUGAGAUCCGCAAGAUGGAGGUGGUGACGGGCACCAAGGAGAGAGGCAUCAAGAAUGAAAUCGGCAGGACCGAUGGAGACCAGGCCUCCUGUGAGACCCAGUUCCUGAAUUUCACCACGGUGCGCACACAGUCGGACAAGAUCCUCCUCAAGUGGGAACCCUUCUGGCCGCCGGACUAUAGAGACCUACUGGGCUUCAUGGUCCUCUACAAAGAGGCGCCUUAUAAGAACGUGACAGAGUUUGAUGGCCAGGACGCGUGCGGCUCUAACAGCUGGGUGAUAGCUGACGUCGACCCUCCACCCCGGGCCACGGAAGGGAAGGAGCAGACGGAGCCUGGCUUCCUCAUCCAUCCUAUGAAGCCCUGGACCCAGUACGCCAUCAUGGUCAAGACCCAGCUCUCCGCCUCAGACGAACACCAGGUCCACGGGGCCAAGAGCGAAAUCAUCUACGUCCGCACCAAUGCCACCAAGCCGUCGGUGCCUCUGGACCCCAUCUCCUCGUCCAACUCGUCCUCUCAAAUCAUCCUGAAGUGGAAACCCCCCACGGAUCCCAACGGGAACAUCACUCACUACCUGGUGUACUGUCAACAGCAGCCUGAGGACAGCGACCUCUACAAGUUUGACUACUGUCAGAAAGGAAUGAAGCUGCCGUCGCGGGCUCCUACCCACCUAGACACUGAGGAGGAACAGAAAUGGAACCAAACAGACGAGCCUGGGCCAGGGAGCCGCUGCUGUUCCUGCCCCAAAACAGAGACCCAGCUCAAGAAGGAGGCCGAUGAGUCUGAGUACCGCAAGGCCUUUGAAAACUACAUCCACAACGAAGUGUUUGAACCCAGAACAACACCUGCUGUAAGCAACUCUUCUGAUAAUGGACCGUCUCGUCGGCGCCGCUCCGUAGGUGUGGCCAACGCCACCCUGCCUCGCUUCCUGACCACUCCCCCCACCCUGCCCAACGCGUCGACCACGCCCAGCCCAGAGGGCGAGGGGAUGGAGGGCUCCAAGGUGACACUUGUGGUGUUCGCCAAGGAGUCGACAGUCAUCUCCAACCUGCGCCACUUCACCAGCUACCAGAUAGAGAUCCAUGGUUGUAACCACCCCUCUGACUCCCAACGCUGCAGCAUGGCCACUUACGUCAGUGCACGCACCAUGCCCGAGGAGAAAGCUGAUGACAUUGUGGGCCAGGUGAGCCAUGAGAUUGUGUUGGAGAACCCAGACUCUGUCCACAUCAAGUGGCUGGAGCCCAAAGCCCCCAACGGCAUGAUCAUCCUGUACGAGAUCAACUACAGGAGGAUAGGAGAUCCUGAGGAGCUGCAUCACUGCGUGUCCAGGAAGACCUACGCCCAGAUCGGAGGCUGCAGGCUGCGUGUGGUGCAUCCUGGGAACUACACUGUGAAGAUCCGUGCCACCUCGCUGGCAGGAAAUGGCUCCUGGACUAAACCCACCUAUUUCUUCAUGCCCGACAAGGACAUUGUUUCACUGAACAUUAUCAUUGGCCCAGUCAUCUGUUUCGUCCUGCUGCUCGUCGUGGGAGGCGGAGUCUUCAUGGUCUAUAAGAAGAAACAAAUUGAGGGACCCACUGGACCUCUGAUCGCCUCGUCCAACCCGGAGUACCUGAGCGCUAGCGAUGUAUACAUACCGGAUGACUGGGAGGUGGCGAGAGAAAAGAUCAACAUCCUCAAGGAGCUGGGUCAGGGCUCGUUUGGCAUGGUCUACGAGGGCGUCGCCAAGGACAUCGUGAAGGGCGAGCCGGACACGCGCGUGGCAGUGAAGACGGUCAACGAGUCGGCCAGUCUGAGAGAGAGGAUAGAGUUCCUCAACGAAGCCUCCGUCAUGAAGGCCUUCAGCUGUCACCACGUGGUGCGUCUGCUGGGUGUGGUGUCUAAGGGCCAGCCCACUCUGGUGGUGAUGGAGCUGAUGACCCAUGGAGAUCUGAAGAGCUUCCUACGGGCCCUCCGCCCAGACUCCGAGAGUAACCCCACAGGGAAGCCCCCUCCCACACUGAAAGAGAUGAUCCAGAUGUCAGGAGAGAUAGCAGACGGCAUGGCCUACCUCAACGCCAAGAAGUUUGUCCACAGAGAUCUAGCUGCCAGGAACUGCAUGGUGGCUGAGGAUAACACCGUCAAGAUCGGAGACUUUGGUAUGACCAGAGAUAUCUACGAGACGGACUACUACCGCAAGGGAGGGAAGGGUCUGCUCCCUGUAAGGUGGAUGGCUCCCGAGUCGCUCAAGGACGGAGUGUUCACCGCUCAUUCAGACUGCUGGUCGUUUGGCGUGGUGUUGUGGGAGGUCAGUACCCUGGCAGAGCAGCCGUACCAGGGCCUGUCCAAUGAACAGGUCCUCAAGUUCGUCAUGGACGGAGGAUACCUCGACAGACCAGAGAACUGUGAACAGAGGAUCCACAACCUGAUGACGAUGUGCUGGCAGUACAACCCCAAGAUGCGUCCCACCUUCCAGGAAAUCAUUGAGAUGUUGACGGAGGACCUUCACCCCAGCUUCCAGGAGGUCUCCUUCUUCUACAGCGAGGAGAACAAGCUCCCGGAGUCGGAGGAGUUUGACUUGGACCUGGAAAACAUGGAGAGCAUCCCGCUAGACCCGUCAUCCUACUCCCAGAGAGAGGACAGAGAGAGUCUGUCCAGAGAUGAGGGACCUAGUCAGGGCCUGAGGGGCAAUUACGAGGAACACGUGCCUUACACGCACAUGAACGGUGGCAAGAAAAACGGACGAAUCUUAUCGUUGCCCAGAUCCAGCCCUUCCUAACAUUUUCUCUUCUUUUCACCUCCUUUGUUCUAUCGUUUUCUAAUUAUUCUUUUUAUUAUAUUACUCUUUCAGAAGCCCUUCAAAAAAAUUCAAUACAGAUCUCAGGACUUUUUUUAAUUUCUUCCUCACAGCUGCCAAGCAUGGCGGCACAGGAUGCAAAAGUUUUGGUAUAUGUUGAGACAUUUUCCGCAUUUAUCCAGAAUCAUCUACUACAACUUUCUACUCUAUUUUGUUUUCACAAUUGCCAAGUUUCCAGGACUGGUCUGCUGGAAAAAUAAAAAACUGUGAACACACAGCUUAAAGAACCAUAAGGCUGCUUAUGAUCCAAACCUCUCUCUCUCUCUCUCUCUCUUUCUCUCUCUCUCUCUUUCUCUCUCUUUCUCUUUCUCUGUCUCUGUCUCUCUCUCUCUCUCUCUUUCUCUCUCUCUCUCUCUCUCUCUCUCUCUCUCUCUCUCUCUCUCUUUCUCUGUCUCUGUCUCUCUCUCUUUCUCUCUCUCUCUCUGUCUCUCUCUGUCUCUGUCUCUCUCUUUCUCUCUCUCUCUCUCUCUUUCUCUCUCUCUUUCUCUCUCUCUUUCUCUCUCUCUCUCUCUCUCUCUCUCUCUCUCUCUCUCUCUCUCUCUCUCUUUCUCUUUCUCUCUCUCUCUCUCUCCUCCCCAGGCUGUCCCAUCUCUCCUCCAUUCUCCUGUUUCGUUUUCAAGUGAAAAUGUUUUCAGAUAGUGGCCUUUUUAUACGUGGCCUAUAAACAAAGAGAAGUGUAUCAAUGUUUGUAUUCUUUUCCUUUGAACAAUGACUAAACCAUUUGGAAUUGUGGGAUGGCAUAGACUCUCUCCUAGAACAAAUGUCUAUUUGUAGAGGAAAAUGUCUUUUUUUUCUGCAGAAUGCUAAACUUCACAGAUUAUUGUGGUGUUUGGUGAAAAGUUGUAAUUUAUUCGCUUUUUUGUUGUUGUCUCAUCUCUUUGUUUUAUUUCUGUGUCCUCGCGUUAUGGCUGAAGGAUAUUUAAACAGUUAAAGUUGGACAAAACAGUUCCUCCGACUGACCAAUAGCUGCUGCUUUGAUAUAUUUUAGUGGGUAUAGAAUAUAUAUAGAAUAUACAGUACCAGUCAAAGGUUUGGAGACACCUACUCAUUCCAGGAUUUUUCUUUAUUUUUACUAUUUUCUUACAUUGUAUAAUAAUAGUGAAGACAUCAAAACUAUGAAAUAACAUAUAUGGAAUCAUGUAGUAACCAAAAAAGUGUUAAACAAAUCAAAAUAUAUUUUAUAUUUAAAAUUCUUCAAAGUAGCCACCCUUUGCCUUGAUGACAGCUUUGCACACUCUUGGCAUUCUCUCAACCAGUUUCAUGAGGAAUGCUUUUCCAACAGUCUUGGAGUUCCCACAUAUGCUGAGCAGUUGUUGGCUGCUUUUCCUUCACUCUGCGGUCCAACUCUCCUUGGUCAAAUAGCACUUACACAGCCUGGAAAUGUGUUUGGGGUCAUUGUCCUGUUGAAAAACAAAUAGUCCCACUAAGCGCAAACCAGAUGGGAUGGUAUAUCGCUGCAGAAUGCUGUGGUAGCCAUGCUGGUUAAGGGUGCCUUGAAUUCUAAAUAAAUCACAGACAGUGUCACCAGCAAAGCACCAUCACAACACCUCCAUGCGUCACGGUGGGAACCACACAUUCAGAGAUCAUCCGUUCACCUACUCUGCAUCUCACAAAGACACAGCGGUUUGAACCAAAAAUCUCAAAUUUGGACUCAUCAGACCAAAGGACAGAUUUCCACCGGUCUAAUGUCCAUUGCUCGUGUUUCUUGGCAUAAGCAAAUCUCUUCUUAUUAUUGGUGUCCUUUAGUAGUGUUUUCUUUGCAGCAAUUUGACCAUGAAGGCCUGAUUCACGCAGUCUCCUCUGAACAGUUGAUGUUGAGAUGUGUCUGUUACUUGAACUCUGUGAAGCAUUUAUUUGGGAUGCAAACUGAGGCUGGUAACUCUAAUGAACUUAUCCUCUGCAGCAGAGGUAACUCUGGGUCUUCCUUUCCUGUGGCGGUCCUCAUGAGAGACAGUUUCAUUGUAGCACUUGAUGGUUUUUGCAUCUGCACUUGAAGAUAAGUUAUAAGUUUAUAAGUUCUUGAAAUUUUCCGCUUUGACUGACCUUCAUGUCUUAUAAUGAUGGACUGUUGUUUCUCUUUGCUUAAUUGAGUUGUUCUUGCCAUAAUAUGGACUUGGUCUUUUACCUAAUAAGGCUAUCUUCUGUAUUCCACCCCUACCUUGUCACAACACAACUGAUUGGCUCAAACACAUUAAGAAGGAAAGAAAUUACACCAAUUAACUUUUAACAAGUCACACCUGUUAAUUGAAAUGCAUUCCAGGUGACUACCUCAUGAAGCUGGUUGAGAGAGUGCCAAGACUGUGCAAAGCUGUCAUCAAGGCAAAGGGUGGCUACUUUGAAGAAUCUCAAAUAUAAAAUAUAUUUUGAUUUGUUUAACACUUUUUUGGUUACUACAUGAUUCCAUAUGUGUUAUUUAAUAGUUUUGAUUUCUUCACUAUUAUUCUACAAUGUAGAAAAUAGUUUUUUUUUAAUUAAGAAAAACCCUGAAAUGAGUAGGUGUGUUAACUUGACUGGUUUUGUAUAUAGUAUAUAUGGAAUAUUGUUUUUUUUAUAUCAAUAUUUUAUAUAUAAUAUAUACGAUAUUUAUGUUCUUGUAAAUAGUUCAUGUUUAAUGUUUUCAUCUGAGGCUUUCCUGUAAGAUGUUCUUAUUUUAUUCUUAAUGUUUCUAACCCUGAAAAUGACACUAAUAGAUGGUCAAUGCUCUGUGUCUUAGACCGUCACACGGGAUUUCACUUCUCUGUCCAACCCUCAGGAGACCCCUGUUCUCCUCGGCAUCAAAGGGCAGCCCACCAUUUUAGAAAAAUCAUGGCAUCUUUCAAAUGCUGUUCUUCGGUCAGUGGAAGAGUUUGGGUGGUAAUUCUGCUCCAACUGAAACUCCUUGGUUUCCUAUCUGUUGUAUCUUUGGUCCGAUAGAACCAGGGUCUAGACAUCAUGUUAUCUGUUGUAUCUUUGGUCCGAUAGAACCAGGGUCUAGACAGCAUGUUAUCUGUUGUAUCUUUGGUCCGAUAGAACCAGGGUCUAGACAUCAUGUUAUCUGUUGUAUCUUUGGUCCGAUAGAACCAGGGUCUAGACAGCAUGUUAUCUGUUGUUGAACAUUGAUGUGACUAUAUUAAUUUCUCUUAUCUAUGGUUGAUCGUUAGUGAUCUAUUGAUUGGUUGGUAUUAUCAGUAGAGAUGUGAUGUCUGCUUGGACAGACCGCUCAUCUUGUCCUGAUGAUUGUACUUCAUUGUCUUGUUCUAUUGGUAGGGGUGUUUCUAGGGUUAUAGGUCAGAGGAGACUCAUCUAUAUCUCACCUGAGCUGACUGGAGAUUGUGGCAGAAGCCUAUAUAGGUGGAUGUAUUGCAAGAGCCCGUAGCAUCAGCACUUGGGAGAGAGAUCCCCCUGCAGUACUUUAUAUUUAAUUUUACCUUUAUUAAACUAGGCAAGUCAGUUAAGAACAAAUUCUUAUUUUCAAUGACGGCCUACCGGGGAACGGUGGGUUAACUGGCUUGUUCAGGGGCAGAACGACAGAUUUCUACCUUGUCAGCUCGGGGAUUCGAUCUUGCAACUUUUCGAUUACUAGUCCAACGCUCUAACCACUAGGCUACCUGCCGCCCCAUGAGUGGCUACCUGGCCUCAUCUCUACUCUUUCACAGCCCUGUGUCCUCAUACGACUAGGUUUGUUCUGACCCUACCAUCACCCUUCACCCCCUCCCCACAUAACAACAGAAAGUUCUGACAGCCCAUUGGCUGUACUGCUCGCUGACACAGGAAGGAGGUCACAAUCAGGCUGCUGGUGGAAUUUUCCAUGUUACUGUGGUUGAGUGCUUUUGAUCAGAACGUUCUGGAAAGUUCCUAUUGCAUUCCGAGACUACAGCGGGCGGCAGCGAGAGAGAGAGGAGCAGUUAGAUGGUGUAUGUGUUGGGGUUAGUGGAGCGACGCUGGGGCGGUGGUGGGGGGGGGGGCUGGUACUAUUAAUCCUAUUACAUCCCCUCUAUCACAUGUAGUGUGUGAGUCAGGAAAUGCUGUACCCCCCCCCCCCCCCCGACAUUCCACUGUCGACGCUGUGGUCCGUGGCGUUCUAUUAGGACUACCCGUGUGCCCGUUAUUCACAGCCCUUCCUCCCUAAACGUACAAGAUAUUGAACUCAAUCCCACACCUUUACCUGCCUCUUUAGAAGGACCUCACACCACCACAGUUUUGAUUUUGUAAACCUUUCGCUCCAAUAUCGAAAGAUAGGUCAUGAAAUUGUUCACCUCUGACCGUGUACAGUCAUAUUGCUAUGUUCCAAACAGACAUCACAACAUUGCUGGCAGCUUUUCCCAGCUUUUCCUAAGUCCUGAUUUUAAAAUAUAAACAUUAUUAUAAGCACACACACACACACACACACUCUCUCACACACACACAAUCACACAGACAUACAUUCUAUCUGAUGGAAACCACACAUUGGUGUUAUUGACAGAGGUUGAUUGAGAAGUGUUUACACAGCAUUUCAAUGGAGAAGCACAAAUAGCCUGAUCAUUAGCGGUUUACACACGUUUAUCCCUCACACUAGCCUAAGGCAGCGAUACUCAUUGUCUGUUGUCAAAAGCAUCGAUAAGGGACAGAAAAGCACACUGGGAGCUAAGGGCAAGUCAAUCUGGUCUGCAUUCAUCCACUCAGCACUUUGAACCUGGUGUUUAGAGCUUAGUGUAAUGGGCCUGGUGUUAUUAAACCUAACCCGCCCAUUCAUCAUCGCCCAGUUAUCUCUGUUAACCCGUCUGCCUGUGUCUGAGAUAGUGGAACUGUUACAUUACAUUUACAUUUAAGUCAUUUAGCAGACGCUCUUAUCCAGAGCGACUUACAAAUUGGACCUCGUCAGCCUCCACCCAGUGCCUUCUCUACCAACCACAGACCAGAGAGAUGGAUGUACAUUUGUACAGGCUGGUUACUGUCUGUUUGUUUUUGUUUGUUUGGCACACACACUCAUACUAAUGUGUGUGUGUGUACAUAUUAGACAGAGGGAGAGAAAUAUGACUCUUAGAUUGGAGCUAAACCCAUAAACGUAAAUACCAAGUUGUGUUUAGAGAUGACGAGGUGUUUAGAGAUGACGAGGUGUUUAGAGAUGACGAGGUGUUUAGAGAUGACGAGGUGUUUAGAGAUGACGAGGUGUUUAGAGAUGGCGAGGUGUUUAGAGAUGACGAGGUGUUUAGAGAUGACGAGGUGUUUAGAGAUGGCGAGGUGUUUAGACAUGGCGAGGUGUUUAGAGAUGACGAGGUGUUUAGAGAUGACGAGGUGUUUAGAGAUGACGAGGUGUUUAGAGAUGACGAGGUGUUUAGAGAUGUUGGAAAUGAAAGGACCGUUGCUAAUUAAAGUUCUAUCUAUCUGUUGCUGUGGGGAACUUCAGCUAGUGAGAGGGCUUUGUGGGCUAGAUGUUGGUCUGUUGUAAAGGUUUGAAUGGCAAGUCCACAGAGUAAGAAUGGCGUUCCAAGUUGAAACUUUUAAAACCACCAUUUUGAUUCUCGACAAUUCAAGAUGUUAAAAAAUAUAUAUGUUCCAAUAUCAUACUUUUGGUGGGUCUCUAUCUCUACAUAUGACCAGUACAGAUAGUUAAAUGUUGGGUGUCUGUCUCUACAUAUGACCAGUCCAGAUAGUUAAAUGGUGGGUGUCUGUCUCUGCAUAUGACCAAAUCACCAUAUCUUUAAGAAAUUAUAGAUAAUUAAUAUUUUAUUUAUUUUAUUAUGAUCGUUGUCAUUGUACAAAAAUACCCAGUUAGCUUUUUAGUCUUUUUAGUUUUUUUUAAAUGUUGUAAGUCGGGUAAAAACGAAGAGACUAUUUUGUUAACAGUAGAGCUGUAAAUGUCAGAAGGAGUUGGUAGUUGUCUGGCCUGUGUGUUUGACCACAGUCUACCUCAGGAGUUUUGGAGGAGUCACUACAGCAUCUCUCUCCGUCUAUUGGUCGUUAUCCCUGCAGCCCAAUCAGAGGACCGGGACACUGCCCACCCGUGACCACUGCUGUGACAAGAAUACGAUCACAAUAUAGAAUCCCAUUAGGUCCAACUCAAACAGCAAGUUUUCAGCUAAUGUCAAGUCAGUCAUCUUUACAACCAAGUAGAUGAAUCCCCAGUGUAGUGUAAAGCACAACCUCAAAGCGUUUUUAAACAUUGCCACAAACUCUGAUUUCAGUAGUAAUGUUAGUUAGGAACGGGUAAAUCGGGCCAGAAUGUGGUGUGAUGGCUACAAACUAUUUGACUGGUGAUUAUCAUGCAUGAAAGGUUAGGUUCCCGCUCCCUUUAUUUGUGUAGAAGCUCAGAAUCCCCAAGCAUCAGGUUUGGUUUGAUGUCUUUUUGAAAUGAACAGUUUCCUAGUUUAACAUACCCACUAGCUAUCUGACAGUUGCUCUACUUUUUCGACAUGCAUUGUUCUAGUGAAGACUUGAUUUUAUUCAAUUUUUUAGUUGUUGUUGAAAUUCUACAUCAAGACCGAGUCGUCCAAAUCAUGAAUGCAUAUCUUUUGAUCACAUACAUACAGCCAAAGUCUUCUAUAGCUCAGCUAUGUCUUGGUCAUGCUGUUCAUCAUUGACAGAAUAGAUGAUCUCCUCAGUGGUUGGUUUUUGGUGGGUGGGUGGUGUAUCUCUGAGUUCCUUGUCUGCUCAAGUCAGUCAAAUACGGGACGGCAUUCAGACUUGAGGCUUUUUUAUUUGUAUGUAUCUUCCAGAAGUGUUUUUUUAUUUCUCUGUCGUCAGUUUGCAUUUAUGUUGUAUGUAUUAUUUUUCUACUGUGAAAAUACGUUAUUCUAUCGACGCCACGACGCGGUCUGUGUGGACGCUUGCAUGCCUCCGCUGGUUAAAGGACUGUUCCCUGAGAGAGCUGGACUAGGACAAUCCUUUGUGCCAUAAUAAACAGAAAAAUGUAUUCUAGAUUGUAACUUCUCAGGGAGGCAUGAGUUGUGGGGGGGGGGGGGGGUGAGGGUGGAAAGAGCCACCUACCUACCUACCUACCUACCUGUCUAACCUGAAGUGGAAGUUCUCUCGUCAUCCUAGCAAAUUAUCUUUUUGCCGGGGGGGGGGGGGGGUGUAGCCAACAAGUUGUCAACAAACAAACAAACAACUGACCUUUUGUGAAUCAAUAUUUUUUUCAGCUCUUCAAGAUUAUGGACAUAAUGAUUAAAUGAAUGCUUGUUAUCAUUGUGAUCCGUGGUGUUCACUACCACCAGGUGGCUGGAUGUGAAAGUGCAGCAGCUGGACCGGUGCUCGUAGCCAGGGCUCUGUCCCAUAGUGCCUUGCUCAGACUGACCUCCCUCCUGACUACAUAGCCAGCCAGACCCUCAGUGCCCAGGACUGGACUAGUCUGCCCCGGGUCUGGACUAGUCUGGUCUGGAAUGCUCUGGACUAGUCUCCUCUGGACUGCUCUGCUCAAGACUGGACUGCUCUGUACUAGACUAGACUGCUCUGUACUGCUCUGUACUAGACUAGACUGCUCUGUACUAGACUAGACUGCUCUGUACUAGACUAGACUGCUCUGUACUAGACUAGACUGCUCUGUACUAGACUAGACUGCUCUGUACUAGACUAGACUGCUCUGUACUAGACUAGACUGCUCUGUACUAGACUAGACUGCUCUGUACUAGACUAGACUGCUCUGCUCAAGACUGGACUGCUCUGUACUGCUCUGUACUAGACUAGACUGCUCUGUACUAGACUAGACUGCUCUGUACUAGACUAGACUGCUCUGUACUGCUCUGUAAUAGACUAGACUGCUCUGUACUAGACUAGACUGCUCUGUACUAGACUAGACUGCUCUGUACUGCUCUGUACUAGACUAGACUGCUCUGUACUAGACUAGACUGCUCUGUACUGCUCUGUACUAGACUAGACUGUUCUGUACUAGACUAGACUGUUCUGUACUAGACUAGACUGUUCUGUACUAGACUAGACUGCUCUGUACUAGACUAGACUGCUCUGUACUAGACUGCUCUGUACUGCUCUGUACUAGACUAGACUGCUCUGUACUAGACUAGACUGCUCUGUACUGCUCUGUACUAGACUAGACUGCUCUGUACUAGACUAGACUGUCUCCUCUACUCGCUCAUCACCCAUAGUCAAGGAAUAUACCCCCAACGAACCCCCACAGCAGGAGAAUACUGGAGUAUCAACGCAUUGUGUAUUCUAAGACAGGAGAGAGGCGCCUUCUGUAACUCAUGGCUCCAGUCAGAAGGAGGUAACACGUCCAGCUUGGCUGGAUUGAUGAUUCAUCAUGUUUUACUGUGUUGGGGUAAUUAUGUAAACGAUAUUCAUGGUUUAACCAAAAAAAAAAAUGUUGAACUUCUUGUCUCUACUUGGGCGAAGCUCAGACUUGUUUUGUGCAUGAAUCCAAAACCCCAAGCUGAUAGUUUGUUAAUUUGAUGCUAAUAGAAUUAUACAUCUCGGCCAACUCGCUUUGUUGAUUUAAAACACAACACCCGAAGCACAUGGGAUCAUCUAUAAUUAGCAACAAUUGAAUGCACGACAUGGGAGAAUAGACCUCCCAUUUUAUAAAAUGCAUAAUAAAAUGUUAAUUUUGUAUUAAAACGAAUCAAAACUUUAACUGUAAAUAACGGCAGAUAUCCCUGAAAAAUAUAAGCACUUGAUUUAGGAAAAUGUAGUUUUAGUUUAAACUCUGAUAAGCUAAACAUGUGGUUUGCCAGAGCACGCUAGUGAUCCAGCAGCAGGUUAACCAUCAUUCUGUGUAUUGUUUCAAAAAGUAUUACAGUUAGAGAUGUUGAUUUAAUAUUUUAAAUUUUGUGCCAAAAUAGAGGGCAAAUACAAUUACUUUUCUGACUGUAAACUUUUCCUACUCUUGUACAUGAUUUGAAUUUUAACAUUUGUUAUCAAUGUAUAUAACUUUUUCUAAAUAAAAAUCAACAUUUUGUUUGCUCGUGA